CUGUUAAAAACCUACUCUUGUGCUACGAACACACAGGUUUGUAAUUGGUCAAGCUUAUGGGAAAGAAGCUUGAUGCCUUUCUUGGACGUGCCUUCAAGCCCUCCAAGUUUAAAUCACUAUUCAGUCUUGCAAUUUCUCGUCUUGCUGCUUUCAAGAACCAGCGUCAGGUUCGCUGCAACCAAGCUCGUUCAGAUGUCAUGCAUCUCCUUCAACUUGGCCAUCAUGACCGGGCUCUUCUUAGAGUUGAGCAGGUGAUCAAGGAGCAAAAUAUGUUGGACGUCUUUGUGAUACUGGAAGGGUAUUGUAAUCUCGUUAAUGAAAGAGUCCAUCUCAUUGAGCAAGAGAGAGUAUGCCCUGAUGAACUCAAGGUGGCAAUAUCUGGCUUGCUCUUUGCAUCUUCAAGGUGUGGGGAUUUUCCCAAGCUUCGAGAGAUUCGUGCUGUUUUUAUGUCUUGCUACGGAAAAGAAUUUGCUGCUUCUUCCAUUGAGCUGCACAACAACUGUGGAGUGAACAAUAAGAUUAUACAACAGCUGUCAACGAAACAACCAAACUUGCGGAGCCGAAAGAAUGUGCUCAAGCAGAUUGCUGCUGAAAAUGGCAUUCCAUUCCAAAAUAACUCAUGGCAUACCUUAGUUGAGGCAAGUGACAAUGCAGGAGAUGAUGAUGAGUUGUCUGAUUCAACAAAAAGAAGGAAAAAGUACAGGGAUGUAGCUGAUGCAGCUCAAGUAGCCUUUGAGUCAGCUGCCUAUGCAGCAGCAGCGGCAAGAGCAGCAGUGGAACUCUUUCGGUCUGAUUCCUAUGAUCCUGAUUAUCAGAACAGUCUCAAUACUCGACAAAAAACAGUGUCUGAAAAACGUGAAACAAAUUUCAAGGAUAAGGAAAAUCAUGGUAGUCAAGCAGAGUAGUUGGAAAUCGAGUUUUCUAAUCCUUCUUCGAGUGAAGGUUCAGCAAAGGGAAUCAUAGACCUUGGGACAAUGUCCUUCGACGAAGUGGACCCAAUCCAGCUAUGGGAAAAAGAUGUGGUUAUUUAUGAGAGUGACGAUGAUAAAUAUGAUGGUUCAAGUUUUGAUCUGAAUACAGAGGGAAGGUCUUAGAUACAGAUGAGGAAGAUGAGCACUCAGAAAAACACAUUGACAAAUGUGUAGCCUUCCCAUUCAAGCUUUCAUGUUGGUUUGAAGUUGGAGACUCGAUUUGAAAACCCACUGAACAUAUGGCUAAAAGUUAAUGAAUUAAAGGUGCACUUUACUAAAAAUAAGUGGCCUUUUUCUUUGAGGAAUUGUACCAAGCGACAGGAUAUUGAGGAGCACGAGUAAAUUAAAUGUUUGUAAGUUUGGUGAGAGUAUUGACUGAGUGUAUAAUAUGGUUUUUGGUCUUUUUCUUUUUGGUACAUUUACAAUUUGGGGGAGGGGAAUGCCUUUCAUAAGAUGUAAUCUCGACGUAUGAUGAUUUUGGAAUGAUUUAUGAAACUUUCAGUGA
Molecule: messenger RNA, 1476 nt
Organism: Hibiscus syriacus
Lineage: Eukaryota; Viridiplantae; Streptophyta; Magnoliopsida; Malvales; Malvaceae
Exons: 6
Coding region: 57-905 (282 amino acids)
Biological process (GO): protein transport
Source: RefSeq, a predicted model, not a curated record